Messenger RNA from Lingula anatina, 7509 nucleotides. RefSeq lists its product as uncharacterized. Lineage: Eukaryota; Metazoa; Brachiopoda; Lingulata; Lingulida; Lingulidae. The record is from RefSeq and is a predicted model, not a curated record. Gene Ontology annotation, molecular function: protein binding.
GAUUACUUGGCAAACAGAUCUGGCAGAAAGAUUUUCGAGAAAGACAAGUGCCCAUACGAGUCCUCACCGGCGCAAUUUGAGCAACAGUCUCCUUUUGCGACGUUACCAAAUUAGUUACGCAAGGGACGUUCUGAGUAAAAUAGCUGUUUCUGGCUUCUGGCAGCCGUAAUGGCUAAAACCCUAGUGGUAUUUUUAUGUGGAUUGGCGCUGGCAAGUUGCGCCUCAGUGAGGAACAAAAGAGCAGGAGCCUGGGUCGAAUAUGACAAUAAAGAAUAUUUAUACGUAAGUACCCCUAAAACUUUUGAUGAUGCCCGCCGUGACUGUCUCGUCAAGGGAGGCGACCUCCUCGUUCCGGAUAGUGCCGCAGAAAACAACUUCAUCUUGGGAAAGAAAUGGGGCGUGGCCUGGAUGGCGGUGACUGACAGAAGGGCGGAGAAAACGUGGCUUACUGCAGCAGGGAAAGCUCUGAAAUAUACCAAUUGGAGCCCUGGAGAGCCCAAUGACAAGGACAGUGAUGAAGACUGCGCAGAGUUCUUGACCAACGGAAAAUGGAACGACAGGCCGUGUCACACGUAUAAAAUCCCGUACAUCUGCGAGAAAGAAGGUUGUGGUGGAAAUCCGGCGGAUGUCGUGUUCGUUCUCGACGCAUCCGGUAGCGUCGGAGCAGCCAACUUCCAAACCAUGCUGGCUUUCAUCAAGAAAUUUACAUCCAGCUUUGACAUUGGACCCACGCAAACGCAGGUCGGAGUGGUGACCUACGCCACAAAUGUGGUUCCAAACUUUCAACUGAAUACUCACAAGUCCAAGACGACAUUAGACCCUGCCAUCUCUGCCAUUAAGUAUACAAGUGGGGGUACCGACACGGCUAAAGGCAUCAACUAUAUGACAAACACGAUGUUCACAGCGGCCAACGGCGCAAGGAAAAACGCCGUCAAAAUCGGAAUUGUUAUGACAGACGGUUCGUCCAACGAUAAAACAGCGACUCUGCAAGCCGCAGCUGCUGCCCGCGCAAAGGGCAUCUCUAUGUUCGCCAUUGGCAUCGGAAGUGGUAUUGGCCAGGCUGAACUGAACGGCAUUGGCAGUGACCCGGACAAGGACUUCGUGUUUGUUGUCAAUAACUUUGCUGUUCUGGACAAUAUUAAGGCGAUUCUGAAGAAGAAAACUUGUGAAGUUCCAAAGCCACCUCCAAUCGAUGGUGGAUGGUCUGGUUACGGCAGCUGGAGCCAGUGCUCCGUGACGUGUGGUUCAGGAACACAAUUCCAGGAGAGAACAUGUACCAAUCCCGCCCCAGCCUUCGGUGGAAAAUACUGCACGGGUUCUGACAGACAGACCAAAGUCUGUAAGGCGUCAGCCUCGUGUGCAGUUGAUGGGAAGUGGUCGGCAUUUGGUGCCUGGAGUAAGUGCCCUGUGACUUGUGGUGGAGGUAAGAUAUUUAGAGAACGCCAGUGCAACAAUCCAGCACCGAAAAAUGGAGGCAAAAACUGUGUCGGAGCCGCAAGGGAGACCAAAGAUUGCGCCACUGCACCAUGUCCAGUACACGGCAAAUGGAGCGCGUACGGCGCGUGGAGCACGUGCAGCAAGUCGUGCGGAGGAGGUACCCAGUAUAGAGACAGAGCAUGCAAUAACCCGGCCCCUCUCCACGGUGGAAACAACUGUGUGGGCGCUGCCAGAGAGACGAGAGUUUGUAACACCCAGAAAUGCAAGACAUGCGGAUUUGAGGCGGACAUUACCUUCGUAAUUGACGCCUCUGGCAGCGUGCAGGCAGCCAACUUUGAGAAGAUGAAGGAUUUCAUAAAGCAGGUGGCCAGUGAAUGGGAAGUAGGACCACAACACGUGCGGAUCGGCGUAGUCAAAUUCUCCAGUAACGCUAUCCAGGAGUUCCACAUGGACAGAUACAACACGGAGACCGAUGUCGUCAACGCCGUCUCGAAGAUCUCUUACACCAAGGGCGGAACCAACACCGCUCUUGCCCUGAAGCUUGCCCGCGAGCAGAGCUUUGCCACCGCUCACGUUCGCCCUGGUGUUCCCCACAUCGCCAUAGUAAUGACAGAUGGACGCAGUGGCAAUGCAGCAGCGACAGCCAAUGAGGCCAAGGCUCUUAUUAAGGCCGGGGUGACUGUGUUCGCGAUUGGUAUUGGUCCGAAUAUUCAAACGUCAGAGUUGAAUGCCAUCGCCAGUGAUCCGGACAGUGACUACGUCAUCAAGGUGGCCGGAUUUGACGGACUUCAGGCUCUGCAGGUGCAGCUUGCGGCUAAAGCCUGCGCAGUGACCACUACUCCCGCCCCUCCUACCACAACUCAAAUCGUGACUGUUCCACCAACCUUUGCCCCAAGUGCUUGUGGAGCCCAGGCCGACAUCAUCUUCGUUUUGGACUCAUCCGGAAGUGUCGGGGCUGCAAACUUCAAGAAACAGCUCGCCUUCGUCCAUGACGUUGUUAGCCAGUUUGAUAUCGCUCCUGACAAGAUCAGAGUCGGCGUCCUUCGCUUCCAUACCUCAGUCUUUGAGGAGUUCCCUCUUAAUAAAUACACCGACAAGGCAGCCUUGCUCCGAGCUAUAGACGCCAUUAAGUACACCCCGGGUGGAACUGAAACACACAAAGCCAUCAAGUACUUGCGGGAAAAUGCCUUUACUGCAGCCAAGGGAGACCGCCCUAAUGUGGUCAACAUUGGUGUUGUGAUGACCGAUGGUCAGUCCUACAGACCCGCAACCACCGCCUCGGAGUCCGCCGCCGCCAGGGCUGCCAAGAUCACUAUGAUGGCGGUUGGUAUAGGCAGCGGUGUGAGACAGUCAGAACUGAACGCUAUUGCGUCCGACCCGGACAGCCAGCACGCGUUCUCCGUGCAGAACUUUGACGCCCUGAAGAAUAUGGGGAAUUUGUUCACCCAGAAGACGUGCGCUGUUGCCCCCACCGCGGUUGCUGUGACGCCAACAACCCCCUCAAAUUGUGGUAGCCUUGCAGACAUCGUAUUUGUUCUCGAUUCCUCGGGCAGUGUCGGGGCCGCGAACUUCGAGAAGGUCAAGGACUUUGUCAAGGACAUUGUCAACGAUCUUGACAUUGGCGCCAACAGCGUGCGUGUUGGCGUUGUCAAAUUCCACAGUCGUCCAUACAGCGAGUUCCAUCUGAAUAAGUACUACGACAAGAAAGCCCUGGCGAACGCAGUGGACGGUAUUAAGUAUACCCGAGGCGGCACCAUCACCUCUGAGGGUAUAAAGAUGAUGACAGACUUGGCUUUCAAGCCCGCCAACGGAGAUAGACCAAAUGUUCAGAAUAUUGGAAUAGUCAUUACCGACGGAAAAUCCAACAACGGGCGUAAGUUCUCCAAAGAUGCUGCUGACGCUGCAAGAAAGGCUGGAAUAGAGGUGUUUGCUAUCGGUGUUGGAAGCGGCGUCGACCAGAACGAGUUAAAGGAUAUUGGUAACGAUCCUGACAAGGAUUACGUGUUCACUGUUGGCAACUUCGAUGCUUUGAAAUCCAUUAAGAGCCAGCUUACGGUACAGACUUGCAAAGUAAUUCCUACUGGAACGAUAGUGCCACCUACAGUUCCAACCGCAGGACCGGAUCCUUGCAGAGAUGUCAUAGACUGCGAGUCGUACGGUAAAUCCAUGUGCACCAACUACCCAGAAUUCGCCAAUGGCAACUGCCAGAGAUACUGCGGCAUAUGCACACCGCAAGUGACCGUCACCCCCGCCCCAGAGGUGUGCAAGGACACUCAGGACUGCCGAGGCUACAACAUCGACGACUGUAAAACGUACGAGGGCUUCAUGAAGACCAACUGCAAGAGCUUCUGUGGUUUCUGCUCCACCAAUACGAUCACGGGCGGCUAUUUCGGCAAGUGUUUCUACAAGGGCCAGACGUACAGCCAAGGAGACAAGUGGUCUGAUGGUUGUGAAUACGAGUGUGAAUGUAUAGACGGCGCAGGCGCAAAGUACCAGUGCUACAACAAAUGUCCUAUCUACUCCAACCUGCCGUCCCAGUGUACACUGACCCGAGUACCUGGCCAGUGCUGUAUGCAGCCUGUGUGUAACUGGGGAACCACCUUUGGGACGUUCACUGGGACCGGAGUCGGCACCCUGAACGGAAUAGACGUGUGCGUCUACAAAGGCACGAAGUACUACCAAGGCAAGCUGUGGCAGGACGGCUGUGACUCUCAGUGUCAGUGCAUUGACGCCAAGACAGGGUACUACGAGUGCCAAGAUUUGUGCCCGACCUACACCAACCUUCCAUCCCAGUGUAAGAUGGAGGCUGUUCCCGGGCAGUGCUGUGCUGAACCCCGCUGUAACUGGCAGACCAACUACGGGUCCUUCACCGGUAUCGGCGCUGUUACCGGGACAUCAGCAGGUCAAGUCCCCACCACUCCCCCACCAUGUGUUGAUAAAAUCCCUAACUGUAACGAGUUCGCCAUCCCGUGGGCAUGUGGAGAGUACAAGAGCUGGGCGGAGAACUCCUGUAGGAAGUCGUGUAAUCUCUGUACCGGCACAGCUACACCAGGACCUGACGACUUCUGCCUGUACAAGGGACAGAAGUACCAGCAUGGCGCCAGCUGGAAUGACGGCUGUGACACCAAAUGUACCUGUGAGAAUGCCGUGGUUGGGUUUUACAGAUGCGAAAACCUGUGCCCGUCUUACCCGGUCCUCCCUGCCGGUUGCCAGCUGACUACUGUGCCCAACGAGUGCUGUCAGCAGGUCCGCUGUAGUAACGGAAACUUCAUUGGUUCCAACACCGGCAACGGUGUCUUUACUGGUACAGGCGUGGUACAACCUGGUACGGGUGGUACUGGAACUGGUGGUACUGGUACAGCCAACAAACUGACUGGCUGUUUCUACAAGGGUCAGUAUUAUUUGGAAGGACAGAAGUGGAACGACGGCUGCUCAUACAACUGUAUCUGUGAGGAUGGCGCCACAGGACAAUACAAAUGCCUGGAAAGGUGCCCGAAGUUUGAGAACCUUCCUCCCCAGUGUAAACUAGCCGAAGAUCCCAAUGACCUGUGCUGUCAGUACCCCUCUUGUGUAUGGACCGGGGGUGGCACCACCUUCACCGGUAUUGGGGGCGUUAGUGGCUACAUUCCAGUACCUAUCUUUGGACCUGCUAUAAUUGGUAUUGGAACCCCUACUAACCCAGGUGGUAUCACGGGCGGCACAGGGACUGGAACUACGGGAACUGGAACUACUGGGACAGGAACAGGCAAGUGUGUUUUUAAAGGCAAGCAAUACUCAGAGGGCCAGACAUGGAGAGACGGAUGUGACCUGAGCUGCACAUGCGUACACGGUGCCAGUGGCUCGUACCGGUGCUCAGAUAUUUGUCCUACCAUCCCUAACCUACCACCCCAGUGUACCCUGGUCACGGAUCCCAAGGAGGCCUGCUGUAAGAUACCCCAGUGCAGCGGGACUGGCAGCGUGGCGACCACUGUCCAGCCAAGACCACAGAGUGGAGAUUACUGCUACUACAAGGGCCGCUAUUACCAGCAAGGACAAACCUGGGAUGACGGUUGCGCCAGUAGAUGUCGCUGUGAAGACGCACAGGCCGGGUUCUACAGCUGCAGCAACAGGUGCCCCACGUAUCCCAGCAUUCCAUACUGGUGCCGGUUGGUGACGGAUCCCAAGGACAGCUGCUGCAGAGUGCCGUCAUGUAACCCCGAUUUGAUCUCAGGGGGCGCGUCCGGAUCGGGGCAGAUUAUUCCAUCAAUCCCUGGUGUGAUCACCGGAACCGGAACUGCCACUGGGGCAGGGUCAGGUGGUAACAUAGGUUACUGUAUGUAUGGUGGCAAUAAGUAUUACCAGUACCAGAUAUGGCAGGACGGCUGCGACUACAACUGCGAGUGUGUGGACAGUAACACCGGAAGUUACACAUGUCAACAAAAAUGUUCACGCUACGCAAACUUGCCAUCUGAAUGCAAACUCAUCCAGGAUCCCAAAGAUCAAUGUUGCCAGAUUCCUCAGUGUGAUUUCAGCAGUAGAACGACACAGGCGGUGGUCACCGGGACAGGAUAUUCGUGCACAUUCAACGGUGUCCGCUACAAUCCCGGACAGUCCUGGGACGUCGGCUGCCAGUACCGCUGCACGUGUGAGAAUGGUUUCUAUAAAUGCCAACAAAGGUGUUCUCAGUACGCGAGCCUGCCCGCCCAGUGUCGACUGGAACCAGAUCCAUCAGACACCUGCUGUAUGCUGCCCACAUGUGACUGGUCAGGUGGCACCCAGAUCACGGCCACUGUGGCCACUAUCACAGGUGUAAACCCGGCGCAGGGAGGAAACACUGGCGGAGUCACUGGAGUUGGAGGCAGCGUCCCUGUUGGAACCGUCAGUACCUUUGUCGGCAUCGGCUCCUUCCCACCGGGCUACACCGGGUCCAGAAACGGCUGCUUCUAUAAAGGCACUCUCCAUGCCACCGGAUCUUCAUGGGCCGACGGAUGUGACUUCGACUGUCAGUGUAUCGACGGUACCGUCGGCAUGUAUCAGUGCAGGAACAAGUGUCCUCAGUAUCCAAAUCUUCCAAACACGUGCUCACUUGUGACGUCACCAGGACAGUGCUGUAAAGUAGUGCAAUGUAGUAACACCGGCGUGGGAGGGGGAACCACUGCUAACCCGGGAACAGGAACCGGAACAGGACCUGGAACAUGUCGGGACAAGCUUCCAAACUGUAACAACUACCCCCAGUCCGCGUGCGAGGGUAUCUACCAGCCUUGGGCACGAGACAACUGCGCCAACCGUUGUAACCUUUGUGGCAGUACUGGCGGUUCUACUGGAGGAACCGGUACUGGUACUGGAACCGGUGGAAGCAGUGCCAACGGCACCAUUGCCGUCAUCACUGGGAACAAUGGACCUGUAAUUAGUGAGACAACCAACAAAUGCCUGUAUAAGGGUAAGUUGUACAACAAGGAUGAGGUUUGGUAUGAUGGCUGCGACUACAGGUGUUCGUGUGGUUCCGCCGGCAAAUAUACCUGUUAUAAGAGGUGCCCUACAUGGCAGCUUCCAUCAGCAUGUAGUCUCCAGGCUCCGGAGUUUGGCAAGUGUUGUUCUAAACCGGUCUGCCCGGCAGGAUACACCAUCCAAUACCCAGACGGCUAUGUUGACCAAUAGGCACACAGCACGUGCACGGAAACUGCCGAUAACUGCCGAAACGAUACGUACUUAGAAAACUUCACCACGAUAUAGCAGACAAACAUUUUUUAUUGUUAACUUUUAAUCUACCUCUGAUUCAUUUCAUUAUUUGCACCGUUAGGAUGAAGGUGGUUAAAUUGAUCAAUGAUCAGCGCUCUUAAUGACGGGCAAUUUUGAAGAGUUCUUGUCAAGUCCAUUGACAUGAGUAUUGAUGACAAUAUGGAUAUAUUCGAACAAUGCUAAUGUAACAAACAGGUGACUUUUUUAUUUGUUAUUGUUUUUUAAUGUAAUUGUGAUUCUGAUGUUACUGAUUUGAAGAACAACUGCUUCUAAACAAAUAGACGAAGUGCAUGGAAUGAAUGCUGAAUUGAAAUUAUGAAUAAAGAUGUUGCAAAUAAAGAAAGAGACUUUGUU